UGGACAGUACUGACUGAGUCAUCGUCUCCAAAUUUCUCACGAUCACUCUCCCACUGAGCUUCUCAUCGCAAUCUCCAUCAAUGGCUGAAAUUUCCAGUCUCAAACCCGCCAUUUCCAUGCCCCGCUCGCUUCCUACGUCUUUCACCGCGCCUUCUUUGCCGAAUUCCAUCAUUACUCAUGAAGCUUUCCUCUCUCCGAACUCGCUUCCGAUGAGAAUUAAGCUUAAUCGCAUCCCGAUAUCGUCAUUGUCUAGAAGGUUGUUCGUUCCUUCAGUCUCUGGAAUCUGGGACGCCUUAACUGGGGGAAACAACCCCCGCGACGCUGUUGCUGCAAUUCGGCGCGGAAUGCUUCUCUUCAGGCAGGGCGAUGUUUCGGGAUCUUUGGCAGAAUUUGAUAAGGCAAUUGAGUUGGAUCCUCGUCAAAAGGCAUAUCUUUGGCAAAGAGGGCUUUCACUGUACUACCUUGAUAGAUUUGAAGAGGGAGCUGAGCAGUUCCGACUAGAUGUUGCCCAGAAUCCAAAUGACACAGAGGAGUCUAUAUGGUGCUUUCUUUGUGAAGCUCAAUUAUAUGGAGUUGAUGAAUCAAGAAGGCGGUUUCUUGAGGUAGGUAGAGAUUCACGACCAGUCAUGCGGGAAGCUUACGACAUGUUUAAAGAUGGUGGUCAUCCAGAGAAACUUGUUGCUGCCUUCUCAAGUGGCCGUGAGAAUGAAUAUUUUUAUGCUUCUCUAUAUGCUGGGCUCUAUCACGAAUCAGAGAAAGAUCUGGAUGCAGCCAAACAACAUAUAGUUGCAGCCUGCCAGUCUCCUUAUGGACAAAGGUCUGAUGAUUACAUGGCUGCUCUCGCCAAAGUUCACUGCCUCUGUCGAAACUGGAGUUUUAGUUGAAGAACUCUCAGUCAGUUGUUUAAACACCAUAUUCUAUAAAUUUGCUCCUUUUCUUUCCCCUUUUGGGUAAAUUCUAUAUGUUAGACCUUGGAUUUUCAGCAUCGAGGAGGAGAAGGAUCAAACUUGAAUGAAUCUCGGGUCAACUCGAUCAUGAAAAUCUGUAAGAUUGUAAAUCUUAGAUAGACGAUCACCAUAGUUUGAACUUAUUACCUCCACAACUUAUUUAUAUUUUUAUUGGUUCAAUAAUUACUGAGCUAACUCAUCGUGGUUUUAACCAACAUUUGUUGUGGUAAAAGAUUUGUUUUGAGCCGAUCGAAUGAAGGAUCCUACUUAAAAAAAUUUGAUCGGAUUAUUGUA
Messenger RNA from Momordica charantia (bitter melon), 1241 nucleotides. RefSeq names its product Tetratricopeptide repeat (TPR)-like superfamily protein. Gene Ontology annotation, molecular function: protein binding. Gene Ontology annotation, cellular component: chloroplast. Lineage: Eukaryota; Viridiplantae; Streptophyta; Magnoliopsida; Cucurbitales; Cucurbitaceae. The record is from RefSeq and is a predicted model, not a curated record.